Messenger RNA from Acipenser ruthenus (sterlet), 1053 nucleotides. It is a transcript of the gene echdc1, whose product is annotated as enoyl CoA hydratase domain containing 1. Gene Ontology annotation, cellular component: cytosol. The record is from RefSeq and is a predicted model, not a curated record. Gene Ontology annotation, biological process: fatty acid beta-oxidation. Gene Ontology annotation, molecular function: enoyl-CoA hydratase activity. NCBI's taxonomy places the organism in Eukaryota, Metazoa, Chordata, Actinopteri, Acipenseriformes, Acipenseridae. The transcript has 6 exons. The coding region runs from base 78 to 1001 and encodes 307 amino acids.
CACUCAUAGACUUGGUUUCCAGGGGGAGCGAGUUUAAUGUUACUCCAGUCCUGUGCAGAAAUAAAGGUUGCUGCAGAAUGGCACUGCACUUGCGGAAAUGUUUCCUUCUUCCCAUACGAAGCAGAUUAGUAUUGCCACAGCAGCGAAUCAAGUCCGUUUACACCACUUGCGACGGGUUUAAUGAGGAGGAGAUCAGAGAGAAACUCCAGAGGUUCCCUGGGGGAUCGGUUGACCUCAGUAAACAGACCAGUGGCAUCGCUGUCCUCACUGUAAAUAACCCAGGUCGCAUGAACGCUUUCACAGGCACCAUGAUGGGUGAGCUGAAGGACAGAGUGGAUGAGCUUGAACAGUGGACCGAUGGGAAGGGUCUUAUUGUCCAGGGGGCUGCCAGUACCUUCUGCUCCGGGUCGGAUUUAAAUGCAGUCAGAGCGAUUUCAAACCCUCAGGAUGGAAUGAAGAUGUGCAUGUUGAUGCAAAACACACUAACCAGACUCCUGAGGCUGCCUCUGGUCAGUGUGGCUUUAGUGGAAGGUAAAGCAUUAGGUGGAGGCGCAGAGCUCACUACAGCCUGUGAUUUUCGGUUGAUGGCACCAGGAAGUGAGAUUAGAUUUGUUCACAAACACAUGGGCUUAGUACCUGGCUGGGGAGGAGCAGCUAGGUUGGUCCGUAUAGUUGGAAGUAAAAAUGCACUACAGCUGCUGAGCACUGCACGGAGAGUGGACCCAGACUAUGCAGUGAGCAUAGGGUUAGCUGAAGAAAUCCUGGCUUCCGAUGUGAGCAGAUCACUGGACCAAGCCCAGAAGUGGCUGAGUGACCACACCAAAGGUCCAUCGUCAGUGAUCAGAGCUUUGAAAAAGGUGGUGAUAUCUGGGAGAGAGCUACCCCUAGACGAGGCCCUGAGAAUCGAGAAGCAAGUUUUUGGAACAGUGUGGGGUGGACCAGCCAACCUUGAGGCUUUGGCUCAAGGACUGAAACACAAGGGACACAACACUGAUGAUUAAUAAAAGCUUGUUCCAAAUUAUCAUUAAUAAAGACUGUUUUCAAAAUGGUGAA